CCAUUUUCAUGUCGGUCAACAGACAUCAAAUCCGACACGAACCCUCUCCCUCUCUCUCUCUCUCUCUCUCUCUCUCAGAGCUUCUUGCGUCUCCCCUGUUCUUUCCUCGAACAGGGCAGAGAAAGAAACCGUCAUUGCUCCCCUGUCUCUCCCUGUUUCUCUCUGUUCCGUCUCUGCCAGCUGCUCUUCGGAUUGCCGGUCGGUUCUUCUUCAACGCCGGUGUGAACGGUAGAGGAGAAACCGGCAUAUCGGCAUGUGUUUCAUAUCGCGCCGCUCUCGCGCGCACGCACUCACAGCCCCCCCUCGAAAAUAUAUUAUCUUUUCCACCCUUUCUUACUUAAGAGCCCCAGUAAAAACAAAAGUAGCAAGCCGUUCUUGAUUUCCUCUUUGCCACCCCAAAAGAGAAAUAGAAAAGGAAGAAGGAAAGGAAAAGAGGGGUUUAGGCCGAAGGUGGUAGUUGUAGUACUCCUACUAUAUCAAUGGCGGCGGUCAAAGUUUGAGUUCUUCAUCGGUGAUAAAAGCCUUGUCAUCAUCAAAGAAUCCCGAACAGCAUCCCUCGUAUAUAGCCGAAGACAAACCCUUCCCCCUCAACUUCCGGUGGUAUUCACAUACGCGGCCCUCGUUUUCCACCCGCUUUUUACUCCCUUCUUGUUUUUUCCUUCUUCAUCUCUGUCCGAUUGGUUUUCUUUCUUUUCUUUUCUUUUCUUUUCUUUCAUUUUCAUGUGCAUACUUCUGAAGGUGGCGAGCCAGGGGAAGUCCGGGGACCACACGAGCACACAUGUUUCGAGCGGCGGCGAUGACGACCGUGGCGAAUCGGCCGAUUAUGCUCGCGAGACGCCCUUGAUGCCGCCGACCCAGCAAGCAGCGCAACCGCUGCAGCAGCAGCAGCAGCUAUUGUUCGACCAAGCCGCCGCCGCCGCCGCUACGCGUCGGCAAGCGGGCGCCUUUGUGCCGCAGCGGCUCGCGCUGGAGCCGCACGACACGGAGAUGAUGGCGAUGGUGUCGGCGCUGAGGCAAGUCGUGUCGGCGGGGCAGCGGGGGCGGGGGCUCGGGGAAGCUUUGGCUCCCGCUUCGGUCCCGUCGUCUUCAGCUUCGUCCUCGUCACCUUUCCCGACCUAUUCGCCUUUCGCUUCAUCAUCACCCGGUCCGUCGAGCUUCGGGGACUCGGGUUCGGGUUCGGGUUCGGGUAGCUGGGUCGGGCAGAAGAGGAGACGCGAGGAGGAGAGCUCGUCCUCGUCGGGUCACCAGCUGCUGGAGUCUAUCCCGAGGAGUUAUAGGGUUUACGGCGAUUUCGGCGGUGGCUCGUCGGAGAAAGCCGAGCCGUCUUCUCCUAUCGGUGCGGAAGAAGCCAAGCCCGUUGUGCCACCGCCGCCCGCCACCACAGCCGCCACUGUUACAGCGGCAGUGCCACUGGCACCUGCCGAGCCGGCGGCCGCGCAGGGCGAGAGCGGGGAGAGGAGGAGAAAGUACCGGGGAGUGAGGCAGAGGCCGUGGGGCAAAUGGGCAGCGGAGAUACGGGACCCGCACAAAGCCGCCCGGGUGUGGCUUGGGACGUUCGACACGGCUGAGGCCGCUGCCCGGGCCUAUGACGAGGCCGCCCUCCGCUUCCGUGGCAACCGGGCCAAGCUCAACUUCCCCGAGCUCGCCCGGCUGGUGCAGCCAAUGCCGCAAGGCGUCACGGGCUUGGCGGCUGCCAUUCCGAGAGCAGCGGCGGCCCCAUUGCCCCCUCCACGGCAGCCUCCGCCACCGCCGCAGGGGUCCUAUCCACCCGUUCAGGGCACCGAUGUGUUCAGAGAUUAUUGGGAAUAUUCAAGACUUCUUCAGGGGCAACCUUCAAACUUGUUGGAGCAGAUGAUGUAUACUUCCCAGCUUCAACGGUCCGAAUUCCCAUCCCCGUCGUCAUUCUCGGUCUCAUUCUCCACUCCAUCAUCCUCCUUAUCCUCGUCCUCACUAUCAUCUUCUUCUUCGAUACCGCCGCCACAGCCACAGUCGCCGUUUUUCGCGCCCUCCGGUCCAUCACCUUCUACUCCUUUUCCUCUGCUUUACUCCGGGCGGCAUCAGCAACCCAGCUACCCGAGGCAGCCGCCGUUGCCGCCGGGCAAUCAAGAUCAGGGGAGCAGCGGUGCCGGGACAUCUGUGCACCCACCACCGCCGCGGCCGCCGCCAUGGCCCGGUUCGGGCCAACACCCCCCAUCAACUAGCUCAUGACGGUCCUACACUCCCUACUCAUGUACUGGAUUCUUUGAUUAACAAAAGGUAAAAAUUUUCUUGUCAUAAAAUAAUUGUCAGGCGAUUGGUUUUUAGGCCCUUUGUUUCAUCUCCUCCCUUUCUUUUUCUUUUUUCCCUUCUUUUCUUCUUUGUAAUCUCGCCCCUUGUUCGCACAGCAGAUUGUAUUGUAAAAGACAGGAAAAAAAAAAGGGUACGAUUUAUAGGAAAAUACAAACUAAUUAAAAGAGGACAGUGUCGAAAAUAUGAGGU
This is a messenger RNA of Eucalyptus grandis, 2478 nucleotides long. Its product is annotated as ethylene-responsive transcription factor ABR1. Lineage: Eukaryota; Viridiplantae; Streptophyta; Magnoliopsida; Myrtales; Myrtaceae. The transcript is spliced from 2 exons. Gene Ontology annotation, molecular function: DNA-binding transcription factor activity; DNA binding. The record is from RefSeq and is a predicted model, not a curated record. Bases 721 to 2208 code for a protein of 495 amino acids. Gene Ontology annotation, biological process: regulation of DNA-templated transcription; ethylene-activated signaling pathway.